AUUAUUAAUCGAGAAAAAAAUUAGUAUUAAUUUUAAAUUAAGAUAAUGAGGUAAAUUUUAGGUAGAAGAAGCGAUAUUUAUUAUAAUUUUUUAGGGCUCUUGAAAGUUAUAACUCUAAUGAUGGUAAUUUAACUGUAAAAUGUAUUAUCAAAAGAACCAAUAGAGGUCUAUGAAAUUCCAAAAACUGAGUUUUAUUUGGAUCAUACUUAAAAAGGACACCAAAAAUUUUAUUAAUUUUAACUAACUUCAGUAUCAAAUUUUUACUUGAUUAGCCUAAAUAAAUAGAAUAUUUAAAGCAGUGAUGAUUCAAAAACCAAUAGCUAGAAUUAAAAUCAAGCAACUAACAACAAUUCUACCAAUUCUGAUAACACAGAAAAUAAUAACGACUAAAAUGAGGAUGUUCCAUCAUGCAGCCUAAAUUUUGAAGGAGGCGAGUUUGAAAUAAUUGAUAAUUUUGAAAUAUACUAAAAUAUAAUUAGCAAUAUGAUGCAGGUUUCUAGAAGCGAUAAUGAGUACUACUACUUUUAUUUAGAUAAUUUACUUUAACUGUAUACUUAUAGAGUAAAUACUAAAAAAGAAACUCUCAAAUAUUUAGGUCACAAAAAAAUAGAGUUUGAAGACUUUAUUCUAAAUUCAACAGAUCCAAGCAAUCCAUAAACAGUAUUUAUUAGCUAUAACCAUAACGCAAACGAUAGUAACAGCAAUUAAGAAGAUGGCGCCUCGCAACCUAAUUAGCGAUUAAGAAGGAACUUAUAAUUAGAUAAUUAGUUUAGUUAAUAGACCUUUAAUACUAUUUAAAGUAGGAGUUUCAUGGAAUAAAGCAAGAAAGAAGAAUAUAUUAUCGAAUAAACGAAAAGAAAAUUAUCUGAAGAUAAAGAAGAAGAAAAAUUUUAAUAAAUUAAGUUAUUGAAAUUGCUUAAUUGGAAAGAUUAAAUUAUAUGCGUAGUCAAUUAAUCAAUAUAUAUAAUUUAUUAAGAUAAGGCAUAGAGAAUAUAUAAGUUCGAUACUAUUAUUGAUAUAGACAUUUUGGAGGAUCUCCUGUUUGUAGCUUCAGGCACUGGAGGAUUAAAAGUAUUUGAAAUACAAUAAAAUGUAGCUGGAUCAUCACAAGGAAGAGAUAUCUACCUUAAAAAGAUUGCAAGUAUCAAAUGGUAAGAUUAAUAUGUCAGAAAAGUUCUUAUUUAUAAUAAUAGAAUCUACUUUGUUAACAAGGAUUCUAUUUACAUUUACACUCUACAAGGUAAGACUAUAAAUUUUGGCUGUUUAAUUAGCGAAAAUGAAAUACCAGAAAAUCUGAGUAUAGGCUCGCUACAAGCUUAGGACAAUACACUUAUAGCUUUAACAUAUCCUAAAGUAAAUGACUUAAAAAAUGUAACAAGAAGUUAAAAUUAUAAAGGAUAUGUUGAAUUUUUACUGAAUAGAGAAAUUUUAGGAGGAGGUAGUUCAAACGGAGCGAAUCAAGGAAACUUUUAUGAGAGCCAAGGGUAGUGCUAUUACAAAAUUAAACAAGAAAAUGAUCUUCCAAAUAUAGUUAAAGGAGUUCAAAUAAUAAACAAUUACAUACUUUUUGGCUUAGAAAAUGGGAUGAGUGGAGUCUAAUUAGGAGUUACAAAGAGUCUUUUAUAAGACAUUUAAAAAGGAAAAUGGAUUAAUAACUUUAUCCCUAACGCCUCUAAUUUUAAAGUUAUAGAAGGAACUUAAUAUUUGAUUGCAGCCAGUGCAACUAGACUAUCUUUAUACUAAUUUUAAGACUACGAUGUUAAUAUAGCAUGCAAACAUGAUUAAAUCCUUAAAAAUGGGAGCUUAGUAAAUUAUAUAGACAAUAAAUAAAUAAAUGCAGAUCACUUAGAAUAUAUAGUAUAUUAUUUGACAAACAAUUGCAUACAAGAGUUGAGCAAAUAAAACGGAGUGAUUACAAAACAGAACACUGAUAUCAAUGCAAUUAAAUCUUAUUUUGGGUACACUUCUCAUAAUUAAAAUAUCGAAGUGUAUUUCUAUAAGUAGACUGACAAUUCUACUUGUGUAAUAAAGUAAAAUGUCCUUAUUAAAUAACUCUAACAAAGCACAAGUAGUGGCCAUGGUUUCUUCUUUGGGAUGGUUUCCUCCUUUGUAGUUUGUUCAAUUAUUCUUUUAUUGGUCUAUAUUCUUUAUAAAAGAAAAUAGCAGAUUCAAAAAAAAGAUUUAUGCAAAACACCUCUCAAAAAAAAUAGAUAGUCAAAGUUACCUUCUUAAAAACACUAAGAUGAUUAAAGCUCAAUUAACAAAAUUGUAUCCAAAAAAUCUACUGAGAAAGAUGUUUCAAGUAAAAAAGAUAAUCCUAAUAAUUAAAGCUCUGCAUCUAUAUUAACUUAUAAUAAGAAUGGUAAGAAUACAUCAGCUGUUUUCGAAGAUGAUAAUAAUAGUAAUAACCAUCAUAAUUAAUCAAACCAUGAGCACUUUUAUUAGUAAAAUGGACAAUAAAAAGCGAACAAGGAAGAGCUUGUCGACCAAGAUUAAUAAAACUUACAAUAAUAACAAAAGCUACUUGACUAGUAAAUUCAAUAAAUGCUAUUGAUAAGUUAAUAAUAAUAGUAGCAGUAUAUCUAACAAAUCAUAUAAAACCCAUAAUUUUAGUAACUAAGUAAAUAUGAAUAAGACAGGUUCUUGCAGCAUCAGUACUAACAACAUUUAGAGUAUCAGAGAUAAAUAAGACUCUAACAGAUUAAAUAACAUUAAUAAUUGAAUUAAUAAUUACAAAAUUAAUAGAAAGGUGGAAGAAACAAGCUAAUUUCUCCACUCCAAAGAAAGUAUGGUGGUAAUGUUGAUCCAAUAUUGGAAACAGAUAGUGAUAAAAAGAUGUCUACUCGUAGAGACUAAGAAGCUUUCUAUAGAAUGAAGAAGAGAAACAACCAUUAUGAAGAAAAUCUAAUGAGAUCUUAUAAAAAGAAUAUAAACGUUAUUAAUGAUCUUAAUUUGAACAUUUAAUUAGAGGAAAAUGUGUAACCACCUAGCCACAAUGUGUUCUCACCAUAAAAUUUCUAGAAUGUAUAAAUUGAAUUAGAUGAUGAUAAGGCUGAUCCUGAAUAGUAGUUAACUGCAAACAUGAAAAAUAGUAACAACUUUGGUGAACAUUUGGAUGAUUAAGGUUAAAAUGAUUACACAAUUUAAACAGAAAAUCAAUAAAUUUAAAAUCCAAAGAUACCAUUUAUGACUCUUCAGUCAAUACAAAACUCUUUAAAGCAAAACUAGUAAAAAAAUAACACACCUAAGAAAAAAACAAAAAUGAGUAACAAUAACUAAUAUGAAUAGUAUGAAGAUGAUAGCGAUUAAGAUGAAGAAUCAGAUCAUGUUCAAUAAAAUGAAGAAGAGCCAUCUUAAAUUGAUUAAUAUGCUAUUAAUCAAUAAAUUUAACAUGUAGAUGAAAAUGUGCAUGAGGAAAAAGGUAAAAUGAGUGCUGAAUCUGAAAUAAAAACAAGCGAAUCUCAAACAAUUAGUGAUAAAAUGACAAGAAGUAAUAACGAAACAACUUCAACUGCUUCGAACAGAUAAUUAAAUGUGCAUUCAAAUAAAAAUUAUUAAUAAAAGUAAUAUAAAUAAAAAGAAAAGGAAGUAGAUGAUGAAAACGAAGAUGAAAAUUAUCAUAAUUCUUUGAAUGAAGAUGAUAACCAAUAAGAUAAUAUUCACCUUAAUAAAAAUAUGGAAGGAAGUGAAUCUAUCAAUUGA
Molecule: messenger RNA, 3702 nt
Organism: Tetrahymena thermophila SB210
Lineage: Eukaryota; Ciliophora; Oligohymenophorea; Hymenostomatida; Tetrahymenidae
Product: transmembrane protein, putative
Exons: 1
Biological process (GO): mitotic spindle organization; regulation of mitotic cell cycle
Cellular component (GO): mitotic spindle
Source: RefSeq, a predicted model, not a curated record